Trichomonas vaginalis G3 is the source of this 864-nucleotide messenger RNA. RefSeq names its product TRIC channel family. Lineage: Eukaryota; Parabasalia; Trichomonadida; Trichomonadidae. Gene Ontology annotation, cellular component: membrane. Gene Ontology annotation, molecular function: identical protein binding; potassium channel activity. Bases 1 to 864 code for a protein of 287 amino acids. Gene Ontology annotation, biological process: potassium ion transmembrane transport. The record is from RefSeq and is a predicted model, not a curated record. The transcript has a single exon.
AUGCCGGGUUUAGCGGGAGCUCUCGUUGACUAUUGGUAUGAUUUUAGUUAUUUCAUCAAAAACUUAUCAAAAGAUGAUAUCAUCGCAAUUUGUAGCGAGUAUUAUGAAAGUGUUUACAACUUCUGUGCUGAUAUGAACUAUGAAAUUGCCAAUGACUUCCUUUUCAUGACAAAGCAUUUCCCAAUUUUCAUGAUUCCACAGAUUAUAUACACAUGCAUUCUUGUUAAAAGGAUGAAAAUAGGCUGGACAUGGUGGAAGAAUUUCUUAACUUCAUUUUUCGUUAUUUUCUCCGGACGUAACUUAUACGCUUUAUUUGUUGGUCGUCAGUUACCUCUUCUCGAAAGCCCUGCUUAUACAUUCACCUUCUUACUUUGCUGGUUAUUGAUCAACGUAGGUCCAUAUGAUAUAUUCUAUAAUAUUUUCAACCUCGGUAUAUUCCAUAUCAUAUUCCAGAUGUUUGCGGUCAUUAUCAAUUGCCGUGAAACAACACAUGGUGUUGAUCUUGGCACCCGCAGCUUCCCAUCUUCACAUGCAGGUAUAAUCUUUGUCGCUUUAGUUCUUUCAAGUUCAGAGAUCGUAAUUUGGAAUCUUUCAAUGCCAGAAACAAGAAUUUACUCAAUUUUCCAAAUUUUACUUAACUUAAUAUGGGCAAUCAUCUACGAUCUCAACAAGUCUAACCUCCUCUUCUCAGACGAAGAAAACCACUCAGAUCAGCUCAAAAUUUGGGCUCUUGGAGUUUAUUGCGCUUUAAGACUUAUUGACAUUGUUGUAUUCCAAUUAAAGAACCAUCUCGGAUUGGGAAUGUUAUUUACAAAGCUGUUCAACUUCUUACCAUAUCAUGGCAAUGACGAAUCUUGGAAAUAA